Messenger RNA from Asparagus officinalis (garden asparagus), 2614 nucleotides. Its product is annotated as translation initiation factor IF-2. The record is from RefSeq and is a predicted model, not a curated record. Gene Ontology annotation, molecular function: GTP binding; GTPase activity; translation initiation factor activity. The coding region runs from base 176 to 2323 and encodes 715 amino acids. Gene Ontology annotation, biological process: translational initiation. The transcript has 7 exons. NCBI's taxonomy places the organism in Eukaryota, Viridiplantae, Streptophyta, Magnoliopsida, Asparagales, Asparagaceae.
CCUACCUUCGGGAAACGCGGGUCGCGGCCCCCUCCUUCUCUCCUUCCUCCAAAAACCCAUCAAAUCCCCAAAAUUUUCUAGGGUUUUUGGGCUUCAGCAAGUCAUCGCCUUCAUCAUCUCCCGAAAGAUUAAAUUUUGUUCAUUUCAGCUUAAAUCAUUGUUUUAGAGUGGAUUCAUGCUGACGGCAUGGAGAACAAUGGGAAAAAAGAGUCAUUAUGUGAAGAUUUCACAACUUCUGCUCUCUGCAAACCAAGGAGGAGGAGGAGGAGGAGGAACGUGUUUAUGCAAGGCGAUACCGGAUUUCCAUUUUGUUGAUGUCCCCAAAGGUGCAUGUAAUUAUGGAGUUCUGAACAGCAACCAUAAUAUCAGGAUGUUUCAUGCCAGUUCGAGUGUUCUGGCACAGAGAAGAAAAGAGGCAGUGCUUGGCUUAAAAACUCCGAAGAAAGAGCGACGUAUAAAAAAAGAAACUAGGACCCAACCCCCUGUUGACGCACCAUAUGUACCUCCAAAACAAAAACUAACUGUGAAGUCCUCUCGUGACAAAAUAGUUGAGAUCUUUGAAGGGAUGACUCUUAGUGAGCUAGCUAAGCGAACAGGUGCUGGCACUGAUGUUCUGCAAGACAUAGUUAUAAAUGUUGGUGAAAAAGUUGAUUCAGAGUUUGACCCCAUCAGUAUUGAUGUUGCAGAACUGGUUGCUAUGGAAGUUGGUGUAAAUGUUAGAAGGCGGCUUUCUGAUGAAGGGGCAGUUCUUCAACCACGGCCAGCUGUUGUCACCGUCAUGGGCCACGUCGACCAUGGCAAAACUUCCCUCUUGGAUGCCCUACGCCAAACAUCCGUUGCCGCCAAAGAAGCCGGCGGUAUCACACAACAUCUAGGCGCCUUCAUCGUAUCGAUGCCAUCUGGUGCUUCAAUCACAUUCCUCGAUACCCCCGGACACGCUGCAUUCAGUGCUAUGCGUGCUAGAGGUGCUGCGAUCACCGACAUCGUUGUUCUUGUAGUCGCAGCUGAUGAUGGUGUCAUGCCACAAACCCUAGAGGCUGUGGCUCAUGCAAAGGCAGCAAAUGUUCCUAUCGUGGUUGCGAUUAAUAAAUGCGAUAAGCCGGCAGCUAACCCUGAAAGGGUCCGGAUCCAGCUCGGUUCAGAGGGAUUAAUGUUGGAGGAUUUGGGUGGUGAUGUGCAGGUUGUUGAAGUCUCUGCUCUUAGCAAAUUCGGGUUGGAUAAGCUGGAAGAGGCUUUACUACUUCAGGCGGAGUUGAUGGACCUGAAAGCAAGAACAGAAGGUCCUGCCCAAGCUUAUGUAGUUGAAGCAAGGGUUGAUAGAGGUCGAGGACCCUUGGCUACUGCAAUAGUAAAGUCGGGGACCUUAGUUUCUGGGAAUUAUGUUGUUGUAGGAGCAGAAUGGGGGAAAAUAAGAGCUCUUAGGGAUAUGGGAGGAAAAGUAGCUGAAUCAGCAAUGCCAUCAAUGCCUGUCGAGAUUGAAGGUUUGAAAGGUCUUCCAAUGGCUGGGGACGAUGUUGUGGUUGUGGAUUCAGAGGAAAGAGCGAAGAUGUUAAGUAGUGGGAGGAAAAAGAAACAGAUGGAAGAUAGGCGUGGGAAGGUUAUUGAGGAGAGAAUUGAGAUUGAAGAUCCUUCAGAAGACGCUCCUGUAAGAGUUGAACUACCUAUUAUAGUCAAAGCUGAUGUUCAAGGCACUGUUCAAGCUGUGACUGAUGCAUUGAGGAGUCUAAAUAGUCCCCAGGUUUUUGUGAACAUUGUCCAUGUUGGUGUUGGGCCCAUAUCUCAGUCUGAUGUAGAUUUGGCCACAGCUUGUGAUGCCUGCAUAGUUGGCUUCAACAUACGUAGUCCAUCAAGUGCAAUUACUCAAGCAGCAACCCAUGCUAACAUUAAGAUAUGUACUCAUCGUGUCAUAUACCAUCUCCUAGAAGAAAUGGGCAACUUCAUCGUCGAAAAGGCACCAGGGACACUCGAGACUCAUGUAGCAGGCGAAGCCGAGGUCCUAAACAUCUUUGAACUGAAGGGGCGGAGUAAAUCAAAAGGCCCAGACAUAAAAAUUGCUGGCUGUAGAAUCAUCGAUGGUCGAUUCACAAAAUCAGCAACCUUGAGACUUUUGAGAAGCGGGGAGGUUGUUUUCGAGGGUUUAUGUGCUUCACUUAAAAGAGAGAAGCAGGAUGUUGAUGCUGUUGGCAAGGGAAAUGAUUGCGGACUUGUUAUUCAAGAUUGCGAAGAUUUCCAGAUUGGGGAUGUUAUCCAGUGCUUGGAGCAGGUCACACGGAAGCCGAAGUUUGUUUCUUCAGAGAGUGGCGCAGUUCGAAUAGUGUGCUGAUAAUUUAAUUAUAUUUUAUUCUUGAAAGCUUAUACGUAGACUAUGAUCUCAUAGAUGCAGUGUAUUCUUAAACUUGAGAAGGAACGUAUGUUCGAGUUCUUGUUUCAUGAGGCAUGACAUAAUCCAGUUUUGCAGAUAGAGGGAAUGAGGGAACAUCUGAAGAUCUGUUGGAAGCAGAUCACUGUAUAAACUAUAACAGGCAUAUAUAUAUAUUUUUUGUAGUCUAUAAAAAGGAAUGUCAAGGUAUGGGCUCUCUACAUGUAAACUUUGGUUUACCGGGUUAGACGAGAA